Messenger RNA from Entelurus aequoreus (snake pipefish), 4983 nucleotides. It is a transcript of the gene ptk7b, whose product is annotated as protein tyrosine kinase 7b. Bases 453 to 3734 code for a protein of 1093 amino acids. Gene Ontology annotation, cellular component: plasma membrane; neuronal cell body; axon. Gene Ontology annotation, molecular function: protein kinase activity; axon guidance receptor activity; ATP binding. Gene Ontology annotation, biological process: synapse organization; protein phosphorylation; homophilic cell-cell adhesion. NCBI's taxonomy places the organism in Eukaryota, Metazoa, Chordata, Actinopteri, Syngnathiformes, Syngnathidae. The record is from RefSeq and is a predicted model, not a curated record. The transcript is spliced from 21 exons.
UUGUCUUACUAGUGAUGGGUUGUCGUGUAGUAGAAACACUGUGAGUGGGUGGAAGCCAACUUGGAAACAACACGGAGUGAAAGUCCCUCUCGCUCCGUGCUCAAGUGACUCGGUGGUCAGCCCCCCUUGACCAGACAGGAGGUAACUGCUGUUAAUGAACCACGGCGGCCUGAGUUCACUACUACUCUUUUUUGGGGGGGGUCGAUUCAAACUUUCGGCGCGUCUUCGUGUGUCGUACUCCAAAUAGUGUGCCCUAGCCGGCCUGAGUGUGCUCUGACCCACCUGAGGACCAAGCGACCGGACCGCAUGUGUCCGUCUUCUUCCCGCUUGUCGUUCUUCUUGAAGACCAGGUGAGAUCCACGCCUGGAACCUGCCGGUUUCGUUCUCUUCGACGCUCCCUCCCCGCGUAAGACUCUCCUGUAGCCGAAGAGCUGCCGACCUCCAGGACCGCCAUGGAUCUAACGAGAGUGGCCGAGGAUCGACGGGGAGAAAGCGGGAGAAAACUACGACUGGGUCCGCUGUGCGCCGUCGCUAUCAUCAGCCUCCAAGGCAGCAGGGGAGUCGGCGGCUGCUCCGGGUUUGUGUUUAUAGGAUGCAUGAAUAGAGCCAAGCCAGUCCUGUCCAUCCACGCUGUCGCCAUACAGUUCACCAAGGAGCCGAAGUCCCAGGAUGCUUUGCAUGGCCGCAGCGCCAUGCUCCGCUGCGAAGUCAGCGAUCCGACCAACAUCACGUACAGCUGGCUCCACAAUGGCCAGCACCUGGAAAACAGCGAGAGACGCUACCAGGAGGGCAGCAAUCUCAAGUUCACCGCUGUGGAGCGCCAGCUGGAUGCUGGAAACUUUGAGUGCGUCGCAUUAAACAUGGCCACAGCGGAGGUGCUCCAUUCCACCAACGCCUCCUUCAACAUCAAAUGGUUAGAAAGUGGUGGCGUGACAUUAAAAGAGCCCGCCUCAGAGGGGGAAAUUGAGAGCUCUGCACGCGUCACGCUUCGCUGCCACAUUGACGGACACCCACGGCCUACAUGUCAAUGGUUCAAGGACGGGGUAAAGUUGACCGAGAAGAGUCAUCAGAUCAACAACAAGGAGCGUACGCUCACCUUCAAGAGCGCCACUCCAGACGACAACGGUCUGUUCUACUGCUGCGCCAAAAAUGCAGCCGGUCAUGUCUGCAGCAAUAGCAACUUUACUCUCAACAUCAUAGACAAGAGCUUUCCCCGUCCAGUGGUUACCCCUGAGGACCAGGUGGUUCUGAGGAAUGAAGAAGCUGUGUUCCACUGCCAAUUCACAGCCGUGCCGCCUCCUACGCUGGAGUGGUACCAUGAAAAUGAGCUGCUAGUGAACAAAUCUCGUGUCUUCCUGCUCUCCAAUGGCUCACUACUCAUCACCCAGGUCAAGCCCAGGAACACAGGCUUGUACAAAUGUGUUGGCCGCGGCGUCAGCGGCUCCCAAGUGACACACGAGGCUUCCCUCCUCAUAGCUGAGAUUGAUGACAUGCUGUCCAAGAUGUCCCAGGUUUUUACAGCAGACACCUUGCAGAGGGUUCCAUGUAAUCCCCCACGGGGGAGACCCCAGCCUGCGGUCUGGUGGGAGAGGGAAGGUCAGCCAGUGCCCACUGAGGGACGAGUGUACCAGGAUGGCUUGGAUUUGGUUUUUAGUCCGACUGAGGCUGGCGAUUCUGGAGUUUAUACGUGUGUAGCUCAAAACAAGGCGGGCCGCAGGACACAGGAGGUCACCUUCACUGUGGCCACCGCCCCUGUCUGGGUAACAAGGCCCCAAGACAGUCGGUUAGAAGAAGGUAAACCGGGUUACCUGCACUGUCACGCCAAAGCCACUCCUGAACCUGAGGUCACAUGGCUCCGCAACAAUAUCAUGAUCACACCAGAGGACUCCCGUUUCAAACUGUUCCCAAAUGGCACCCUAAGGAUCAACAGCGUGGAGGUGUACGACGGACAGAUGUAUGGCUGUGAGACCAAGACAGUGGGUGGUCGACUCUCUGGCCAGGCCAGAGUUACCGUGCUGGAGAAGCUGAAGUUCACGCCGACCCCCCAACCCUCUCAGUGCCUGGAGCUGGAUAAUGACAUCACCAUACAGUGUUCUGCUAAAGGCAGAGAGAGGCCCACCAUCCGCUGGACUAAAGCAGACGGAGGAGACUUGCCACCCCAUGUGGAGCAGAAAAACGGCCAGCUUCACUUCUCCAAAGUCACCCGCAGUGACGCCGGCAACUACACCUGCAUUGCUUCCAACAGCCUCCAAGGGGAGAUCAGAGCCUUCGUGUCCCUCACAGUGGCGGUGUACAUUCGCUUUAAAGUGGAGCCAGAGAACACAACAGUGUACCAGGGCCAUACAGCUAUCCUGCGCUGCCAGGCCACUGGCAGCCCUGAGCCUCACAUCCACUGGAUGGUCAAAGACAAGACGUUGGACAUCAGUAGGAACAGGAGGAUCCAGAAGAUGUCCAAUGGCUCCCUGGUGAUUUCAGACGUCACUACAGACGACACAGGCAGAUACACGUGUGUGGCUGGGAACAGCUGCAACAUCAAAGACCGUGUGGCUCAGCUCUAUGUCGUGGAUAAGCCAGCGCAGACCUAUGAUGAGGAUGAGGACCGAGCCCCUUAUAAGAUGAUUCAAACCAUCGGCUUGUCUGUGGGGGCAGCUGUGGCUUACAUCAUCGUGGUGCUGGGCCUCAUGUUCUACUGCAAAAAGAGACGCAACGCCAAACGACUGCACAAGGGUCAAGAUGGAGAGGAGCCAGAGAUGGAGUGUCUUAAUGGCGGGGCUGUUCAGCAAAAUGGCCACACCACCACUGAGAUCCAGGAGGAGGUGGCACUCACUAACAUGGGCACCAUGGCAACAACCGAGAAGCGCCACAGCCACGUCAACAGCGACAAGCUGCACUUUCCCCGAGCAAACCUGCAAACCAUCACUACUUUAGGUAAAGGCGAGUUUGGCGAGGUCCUUUUAUCCAAAGCCAAAGGCGUCGAGGAAAGAGAGGAGGAAACGGUGGUGCUGGUGAAGAGCCUCCAGACUAAAGACGAACAGCUUCAGCUUGACUUUCGCAGAGAAGCAGAGAUGUUCGCCAAGCUCAGCCACUCCAACGUAGCUCGUCUGUUGGGCCUGUGCAGAGAGGCGGAGCCGCACUACAUGGUCCUGGAGUAUUACGACCUGGGAGAUUUAAAGCAGUUCCUGAGGAUUUCUAAGAACAAAGAUGACAAGGUCAAAUCUCAGCCCAUCAGCACGAAGACCAAAGUUUCCAUCUGUGCCCAAGUGGCUCGUGGGAUGGAACAUCUGUCCAAUCACCGCUUUGUCCACAAAGACUUAGCCGCUCGUAACUGCCUAGUCAGCAGUCAGAGACGCAUCAAAGUGUCGUCCCUCAGCCUUAGCAAGGACGUUUACAAAAGUGAGUACUAUCACUACAGACAAGCGUGGAUCCCUCUGCGCUGGCUCCCUUCAGAGUCCGUGUUUGAAGACGACUUCUCCACCAAGUCUGAUGUUUGGGCCUUUGGAGUGCUCAUGUGGGAGGUGUUCAGUCACGGGGAAAUGCCUUACACCAAACUUGGAGACAAUGAAGUGCUAGAAGGCUUGCAGACAGGGAAGCUGAAGCUGCCCCCUAUAGAAGGAUGCCCCUCCAAAAUGUCCAAGCUCAUGGUCAGCUGCUGGGCCCCCAGCCCCAAGGAGCGGCCCUCCUUCAGCGACGUGGUGCGCACCCUGGGAGAGACGUCCUCUGAUAGCAAAGUGUGACACAGCAACGCCCCGAGUAGUGGAACUUAAGUCUUCUCUCUUCCUGCGAACAAAGACAGACUAUUUAGUCUCACUCUUCAGGGACCAAGGAUCAUUUUAAAUAUGCAUUUCAGACUAGAAAGGAGAAUUGUUUGCCAUUUCAGUGGAAGCGCACACAGAUUUUUUCCUUUUUUUUUUUUUUUUUUGAGCGCCGCCUGGAGUUUUUACGUUUGCCUUAAACGCAACAUGGAUGACAACCCUCUUGCUCAACUUCCUGUCUGUGUGAGCCUGCCGGUUCGGUCGCAGAGACUCUUUACAAACUCUGUGCCUCUCUUCUCCACACACACACUGAGAAUGUGGUCUUGUAUUAUACAACUGUCCUUGAACCUAUCAUCCUCAUUAUCACCACCAGGAUGCUCAAAUCAGUGUGUGUGCAUGAAGGUGUGUAACUGUUACACAAGGCAGACUUGUUUGAAAAUGAGUCUUUUGGGAUGAUAAAACAAAAAAAAAAGUACAUAGCCAAGAAUUGACUGUUCCAUUUUGUAUAUUUUAAAGAGUGUUUUUGUUCUUGUAUCAACUUUUGCGGUGCUUAUUAUCUAACACUAUGUCCAAGUUUCAGGGAUCCACUGGGAGUGUGUUGAACCUGCAGAGGUCCUCACCUGUGGGUCCACCUGUGUGUGCGUGUGUGCGCGUGUGUGUGCGUGUGUGUGUGUGUGUGUGUGUGUGUGUGUGUGUGUGUGUGUGUGUGUGCAAUGCUGCAAAAGGGGACCAGUGUACAUAAUGUAGAGGCCUUGCACUAACCUCCCUCGUUUUGUCUUUUGCCAACACAGUGUGUUGAAGGCCUCUUUAUUUAUAGUGAAGGUCCUGUGUGUGUGUGUUUUUAUUUGGAUCAGUGUGUUGUAGAAAGGUACUGCUCUAACGUCAUUCUCAUGAUCCGUUUGUGUGUUUAUGGCCCAACCGGCUAAACAUGCUAACAAAGAACAAAAAAACUGAGUCACUGCUGGUCACCAGUAUACGGAAAUAAGUGCCUGGUAAAUGAAGGAUGAUCUAAAAGUUGUUUCCCUUUUUUUAUUUUUAUUUUUUACAUGAUCUAAUCAAAUCCCUUUGUUGAUGACACCUUUUUGUAUAAGUUGUUUUUAGUGUGAUAUGUUUCUAUGAAUGCUAGGCACUCACAUCUAAACCUUUUUUUAUCUGCUUCAGCAAAAGUCCACUGUUACUGUAUAAUGGAUAUUUACAAAAGUAUACAUAAUGCUUCCAAUAAAGGUUCACA